CAAUGAUUAAGUUGUCGCGGAGGGGCUCCGAAAGUCAAAAGAGAGGCAAGAGAAGCUGCGGGAUGACACCAUGUGAAUGUCUCACGGGAACGGAACGCUUAAAAGAAGUCUUGGCUCCAAUUAUUUUGGCCAGCUCGACCAAACAAGCUUCCACUCCAACUUUCUUAAGCCGCCAGGCCACGUUCGUUUAAUACAUGCCUACUAAACUUAUUUUGCCUGGGAAAUAACAAUUAACGUCAUCGUCAUCACUUGCGCAUUUUCUCUGAGCUUUCGUAUCAUACAGUAAAAAACAACAUAAUCAAGUAUACCUAACAAGCAAGCUUAAGCUAUGGCAUCAUUUGAAGCUCCCACGACCAAGCUGGUCGACCUUAGCCAGACAAGCCUGUUUAUUUCGGCCAGUGCUAUUGCAUUCAAUCCUCUAUUCUGGAAUAUCGUAGCUCGACAAGAGUAUCACAAUAAAUUACUCACUAAGCUCUUCGGUGGCCGAUCGCAAACCGCAUGCUAUGGAUUAGCCCUCACCAUCUUCUCCAUUGGCCUCGUACGCGAUUUCCUAUACGAACGUGCACUACGCGAACAACCAUCAUACCCGUUACUCGAGUUAGAUGAGGUCAAAUAUGUUGCCUUCGCCUUACUCGCCGUCGGUAACAUUCUCGUAAUAUCUUCAACAUGGAUGCUAGGAAUUACGGGAACAUUCCUAGGAGACUAUUUCGGGAUAUUAAUGGAUGAUAUCGUCACCGGCUUUCCGUUCAACAUUACAGAUGCGCCUAUGUAUAAUGGCUCGACCUGCAGUUUCCUCGGUACUGCACUAUUAUACGGCAAGCCUGCCGGUAUCCUACUGACCGCCUGGGUUUUCGUCGUCUACCAGAUCGCUCUUAAAUAUGAGAAUCCGUUUACGGCUGAAAUAUACGCAAAGAGAGAGAGGGAGCGUGCUGCGGGAAAGAUUGGUAGUAAGAAGUCGCAAUAAGCUCCCGGUGGUCGACAAAUUCAGUUAUCGGGAUAAAUUGCCAUACCGAGAUUUACCGAGACUCGCCCGAAACCAGCCGGUGGGUUGGCCGAGGAAUGGGUGAAGACAUUCCGAGCGAAGAUUACGUGUGUGUGUGUGUGUGUGGGUAGUGAUUAAGUAGGUUAGGUACGUAUGCGUGAGUAUGGUGGGAUGAUGGUGUAUUCAGCAACUGGGUGAAAGGAAGUUUGUAUGACAUAUAUGAUACUGAAGCGUGAAUCAAGAAGUUGACGAGGAAUGAGAUGGAACGGAUGGGUGGGUGAAUUAGCGAGGAGUGAUAUGAAAUGAGCGAAUGAUGAGGAAAGCGUAGUUACAGUACCUUAGGAACAUCAACACGUCCCUAAGAAAUUAAUAGUUUCAACUGACCAAUGCCGUGACCUGGACUUGUAACAUAUUACUUGGAAAGAGGCAUCUAGAUUUCCUUCAGAUGAGAAUCACUUUUUAAUGUUCCCCUCUUGCAACUCACAUUCUCUAUCCUAUUGAAUCUGAGAUAGAAAUCC
Hypoxylon trugodes is the source of this 1500-nucleotide messenger RNA. RefSeq names its product phospholipid methyltransferase. Lineage: Eukaryota; Fungi; Ascomycota; Sordariomycetes; Xylariales; Hypoxylaceae. Bases 329 to 964 code for a protein of 211 amino acids. The transcript is spliced from 4 exons. The record is from RefSeq and is a predicted model, not a curated record. Gene Ontology annotation, molecular function: S-adenosylmethionine-dependent methyltransferase activity. Gene Ontology annotation, biological process: phosphatidylcholine biosynthetic process.